Balaenoptera acutorostrata (minke whale) is the source of this 747-nucleotide messenger RNA. RefSeq names its product 14-3-3 protein beta/alpha-like. Gene Ontology annotation, biological process: signal transduction. The coding region runs from base 1 to 747 and encodes 248 amino acids. Lineage: Eukaryota; Metazoa; Chordata; Mammalia; Artiodactyla; Balaenopteridae. The record is from RefSeq and is a predicted model, not a curated record. The transcript has 2 exons. Gene Ontology annotation, cellular component: cytoplasm.
AUGGAUAAAAGUGAGCUGGUACAGAAAGCCAAACUCGCCGAGCAGGUGGAGUGCUACGAUGACAUGGCUGCGGCCGUGAAGGCAGUCAUGGAGCAGGGGCACGAGCUCUCCAAUGAGGAGAGAAAACUGCUGUCUGUUGUCUACAAGAACAUGGUCAGGGGGCUUCCCUGUGCCCGCCGUUCUUCCUGGCGUGUCAUCGCCAGCAUCAAACAGAAAACAGAGAGGAAUGAGACGCAGCAGCAGAUGGGCAAAGAGUACCGUGAGAAGAUCAAGGCAGAGCUGCAGGACAUCUGCAACGAUGUUCUGGACCUGUUGGACAAAUACCUUAUUCCCAAUGCUACACAACCAGAAAGUAAGGUGUUCUACUUGAAAAUGAAAGGCGAUUAUUUUAGAUAUCUUCCUGAGGUGGCAACUAGAGAUAAUAAACAAACCACUGUGUCAAACUCCCAGCAGGCUUACCCGGAAGCAUUUGGAAUUAGUAAGAAAGAAAUGCAGCCUACACACCCAAUUCAACUGGGCUUGGCAUUUAAUUUCUCCGUCUUUUACUAUGAGAUUCUAAACUCUCCUGAAAAGGCUUGCAGCCUGGCAAAAACGGCAUUUGAUGAAGUGAUUGCUGAAUUGGACACACUGAAUGAAGAGUCUUACAAAAACAGCAUCCUGAUCAUGCAGUUGCUUAGGGACAAUCUCACUCUGUGGACGUUGGAAAACCAGGGAGGCGAAGGAGAUGCUGGGGAGGGAGAGAACUAA